This is a messenger RNA of Drosophila persimilis, 2202 nucleotides long. It is a transcript of the gene Nbr, whose product is annotated as exonuclease mut-7 homolog. Bases 66 to 1943 code for a protein of 625 amino acids. The record is from RefSeq and is a predicted model, not a curated record. Gene Ontology annotation, molecular function: 3'-5' exonuclease activity; nucleic acid binding. Lineage: Eukaryota; Metazoa; Arthropoda; Insecta; Diptera; Drosophilidae. Gene Ontology annotation, biological process: nucleobase-containing compound metabolic process. The transcript has 3 exons.
GCAGGCAAAAAUUUCGCGAAAUUGCAAUUUGCAACUUGGGCCAAACUUACUGGCCCACCGCAAAGAUGGCUAAGAAAAUGUACAAUGCUAUUCCCGCCGGCUUCGAGGACGACGAGGAUACACUGGAAGACUACAUGAUAAAUUUGAAAAUAAAGCGCUUGGAGAACAUCACAACAGGUGCUGGAAUUAAUGGAACAAACUUUGAUGCCACCCUGGACGCUGAAGCACAGGAGUUCUUUACGGUGUUUCGCGAAAAAUGGAACAUGUACAGCAAGAACAAGUCGCCCCACCUGGGCCGGGACCUCGGCAAUGAACUGAAGGACCACAAAGAGCCGCUGCUGCUGGCCCUCAAGAUCUUUGCCAAUUGUCCCGACUGCAGCAACAUAAAGCCGAAAAGCCUGUCACACUUUGUGCUGGACACAGUGUGCAAGCUGCACAUGGAUUAUCCGCAGCUUGUUUGUGAUCAGAACACCAGCAUGAUAGCGUUUAAUUUCGUCAAGACCUCGGGUUUGCUCUCACUCAACAAUGCCAUAAUCGAGACGUACCGCCUGCAUCAGAUACGCAAUCUCCUGCUGCCAAAGCUGCGCGAGAUGCUGGACUCUGGCCUGUACAAGGAGGUGGCUCAGUGGGCCAUCAGCUUGCAGGUGGCAAACGAAUUUGAUAUGCUGGAGCUGGCGUUUCCACUGAUUGCACAGGAGAAGCUGCCGCUGGUCGAAGAGUACCUGGAGCAAGCGAUAGCACAACGUCAGCCGCUUGUUAAGUUUCUUGACUCGCUGCUGCACAAAGAUAAGUCGGUCUUUGAACUCUGCGAGCCCAUUCUGAACCGCUACAAGAACGUUAAGAUCUCGCAUAAUGUCCUGAGCUAUCGCCCCAUGUCGAAGAUGGUGGCGCGUCUGGCCAAGAAGUACGGCUUCGACGAAGGCGUCACGCCGAACUACAAGUUCACAAAAACCUGCGGCUACUUGCAUUAUCUGUUCCGCGAGUACGAGAAGUCGCGUAUAAAUCAGGCCAGCUUUCGGGAGAUGGUUAGCGUGCAUGCCUCCGAUUAUGCUCUCCAGGUGGACUUUGUCAAGUAUGUGGCGGGGGCACAAGAUUCACGCAACGAAGCUGUAUACUGGUACAAAGAGUUUAAGCUAAAUCCCAAGGAUUGUCCGCACGACAUUCUAUCGCGGAUCUCACGCGGCAUCGACGAAGAAGAAGCGCCCCAAGCCCCUGAUGAUAAUGGGGCCACAUCUUCGGCCACCGGCUGUGAUAUGUACCUGACCAUGGAUUUGGCAGACGAUUGCCUCAUCACCGUGGACACGGCCACACAAUUCGACCUUAUGCUUGGCCAUCUGCAGCGCGAACAUAUCAUCUACAUGGACUCGGAGUGGGUGCAGAAUGUGUGCGGGGAGAGCCAGCUCUGUCUGCUGCAGAUUGCCACCGUGCGCAAUGUCUACCUGAUCGAUUGCCUGGCCAGGCAGAGCAUCACAGCGGAUCAUUGGCGUGCCCUCGGAGCGGAUGUAUUCAACAACAUGAACAUCCUGAAGGUGGGCUUCUCCAUGUACAGCGACUUGACGGUGUUGCAGCGCUCGCUCCCGCUGCAAUUGCGCUUACAGUUGUCACAUCAUUAUCUGGAUCUGCGCACCCUUUGGCUGGAGUUGAAGAAGCAACGCUAUGCCAUUAGGCUGCCAUUUGGUAAUGUGAAUCGUGCCGGGGAUGCCCUAUCGGAUCUGUCGCUGGUGUGCUUGGGCAAGAAGUUGAACAAGUCAAAUCAAUGCUCGAAUUGGGCCAAUCGUCCGCUGCGUCGCGAGCAGAUAUUGUAUGCAGCCAUCGAUGCGCGUUGUCUGAUGCUUAUAUACAACACAUUGCUGAAUCGCGUGCCCAACAUCAGUACGGCGAUAGACAAGAGUAUUGCUAGCAACAAUUUCCUGAAACGCGGCGGCAAUGCCAAUGUCAAGUGAUGCGAUUUGGAUACGGAUACCUCUCAGCCCUUGUCUGGUGAUUCUCCUUGAAGCAAUAUAAUGCCACCAAAAACACACACAAAGGCAUGUUUGUUUCCCCUUACCCCUACCCUCUUAAUCGUAAGUUCAAUGUUAAAGUUGAAGAGUAUUUAAAGUAAGUUUAAUGGCAACUCCUUAUUAAGUGUAGUCUUUACGAAAAUCGGAAAAUCAAAAGUAGCAACCCCUGAAGGACGGAAUAUUAUUAAUCUAAUUUUUUCUG